Molecule: messenger RNA, 5178 nt
Organism: Aspergillus puulaauensis
Lineage: Eukaryota; Fungi; Ascomycota; Eurotiomycetes; Eurotiales; Aspergillaceae
Exons: 5
Coding region: 1-5178 (1725 amino acids)
Biological process (GO): siRNA processing
Cellular component (GO): nuclear RNA-directed RNA polymerase complex
Molecular function (GO): helicase activity; RNA-directed RNA polymerase activity; ATP hydrolysis activity
Source: RefSeq, a predicted model, not a curated record
AUGGCCCCGCAGACGCCAGGUUCCUUUGCCCGUAUUUUACAGUCCGAAUUUGCUACAAGCGACGAAAACUGGACAUAUACGCUUCACGACUUGCCCGGGCCCAAGGCGACGAACCCCGGCCGAUGGGUGAAGUCGCUAGAGCUGGCCUCCAACCCGAAGGCACGUAAACUAGAGCUGAAGCUCACCAAGCUGGAUCCGAAUCGAGCCACAAGUGCUUGCGCUUUGGACCGUUUGAUGCGCUUCUCCUUUGCUGAUUUCCGCCUGGGACAGUUUGAAGAAGGAUCGUGGAAGAGCUUUACUGCCAGGGAAACAGGUGAUUAUCUUGUUCGACUUCUCAAGCAAGGAAUCGUUCUCAAUGGCGCCUUGUACAGCUUUUACGGCCACAGUUCCAGCCAGCUGAGGUCGCGCUCUUGCUAUUUACUCCGAGGAUCGAAAGACGAGGUGGCGGAGUUUGUAGAAUCGCUUGGGGACUUCUCCAAGAUCAAAACCGUGGGCAAGAAGGCUAAGCGGAUUGGUCUUCUCUUCUCGUCCGCCCCGGCGAUAAUGGACGUCCCGGAUGGCCGAUAUGAGGACAUUGACGAUGUUGAAAGAGCCGGAUACAACUUCACCGACGGCUGUGGGUUGAUCGGGGCAAAUGCAGCGAGGUUAUUAUCCCAGAAACUGGCAGUUGUUAGUCGCAACACACGCUACCAUCCAUCGGUCUUUCAGAUUCGGUUCAAGGGCUACAAGGGGGUGGUGACCCUCGAACCCGACAUGCCCAAGAGAUAUUGGUUUCAGUUCCGACAGUCGAUGCGCAAGUUCUCGGGCACUGCAAACCGGUCCUUCGCUGUGGUCGAAUAUUCCAAACCCUAUACUUACGGCUAUCUCAAUGAUGACAUCGUGCUGCUUCUGAGCGCUCUUGGGAUUUCCACCGAGGUGCUUCUCCACAAGCAAGCGACACACUUUGACCGACUGCGCACAUCGGUGACGGAUCCUGUUUUAGCAUUUAGCUUCCUGUGUUCCCUGGAUCGAUUCCACCAGGCUGAGCAGCUCCUUCUCAAGGGGAUUGAGGAAUCCACUGGUGCCCUGCGCGGCCUAGUCACCGCGGAGUACAAAAAGAUGCUUAGCAAGCGUGAGCUUCAAAAGUGUCGCAUUCUCGUCCCCGAGUCGAGGCUAUUAUUUGGCGUAUGUGACCCCCGAGAUAUUCUGGAAGAAGGAGAGUGCUUCCUACGAGUGACACACGAAGGACAUGGAGGACGCCCGAUAACACUCAAUGGGUGUGACGUUCUGGUGACUCGGAAUCCUUGCCUUCAUCCUGGAGACCUGCGAAAGCUUCGCGCAGUUGAUCGACCGCAGCUUACACAUCUAAAAGACUGUAUAGUCUUUUCGGUCAAGGGCGACCGGCCAGCAGCCGACCAGAUGUCGGGAGGGGAUCUUGAUGGCGAUACCUUCUUUGUGUGCUGGGACCCCGACCUUGUACCCUCGACGUUGUCCGAGCCAGCACUUUACCCCCCCGGUCGACAACCGGUCUCCCUGGACAAAAUAACCGCGGAUGACCGCAUCGAAUAUUUUGCGCGGUACACAAGCAUAAGCCUAGGCCGCGUCAAAAACCUCUUCUUGGAUUGGGCAAUGCGCAAUGCAGACGGUGCUCUCAGCAGUGAGUGCCAGGAGCUGAACCGGCUGCAUUCCCUAUCUGUGGACGGUAACCGGAUAAAGAUUGAUGACAGAUUUAACAAACUACCGCCACUGAGCGAUGAAGUACGGGACUCAUUCGUUCUUAAUGUCCUGCAUCGGGAAGCAGAGAAGGAGUCCCAGCAGAGAAUCGCAGCACGAGGCAGUCGGGGGUGGGCACUGGCCUCGCGCGACGUGGUUGAAGCUGUUCUGUGCCAGCAGCGCAGUUGCUCUGAGUUUCGCAUGAUCCAACUGGCCUACGAGUGGUGUCGAAGAUCUGGAGAAGCCCAACUCAGCGAGCUUCUACCAUACUUUGAUCCCGCGGCGCUGAGUAUAGAGGAAAAGCAUUGGCUGCUGCAAGAGCUGCCUGCGACGACUGGGCUGCCCGGCCUGGUCAUGAAUGGUCUGAUGAGCUCCGACAUUCUUGAACAGCAUGAACUGUGUCAAUUCCAUCUUGACUACCCCGGCAUGCGCUGGAAGCGUAUUUUCUCGGCUGAUAACCGGCUCGCAAAUCUGUUUGAAGUGCUGGAUAAAUCCUUCGCCCAAUUCCAUCGGAAGCUGUUGGUAUUGCGGAUCCACGAACGUUUGAGCAUUGCUGUUUAUAUCCCACGUCUCAUCAGCAUCGACGAAGACGCCCUGGUGGGAAAGGACGUGCUUGUGUUUGCAUUUCCGCAUACACAGCAUCAAGGCAACGUCCGCGACCGCAUCCACAUCACGGGCAGCGAGUACAGGCUGAGCUUAACCCAUUCCACGCUGCAGCUAUACAACCGCCAACGCCAGAAUACAUUUAUUUGGAUCGGCCAGCCUGGAAUCAAUGAUGCAUCCUUUCGCCAGACCAGGGGUAGGGCAAAUCGUGCCCGGCAGCGAGACCAGACAAAUCUGGAGGGCAUCAACCACGAUUGGAUCGCAAGUAUUGCUCUCGAUCGCUUCAGUCAAAACAUGCGAACCCAAAUCGGCCCAGUACGACGGCAUGGGAUUUCUGCAGCAGAACUUUACGUUAUCAGCAACGCCGACGUGCAUUCAUUUCAAACCCUGGAUAUGUGGCAGCGCAGUAUUGAUACUAUGGAAACAACACCCCUUUUUGAGAGAGUGCCCCCUCCCCUCGUUAUUUAUCGCACGUCCACAGCAGACUGGUCAUCGCAGCAACGGGAAAUGUGUGCACUAAUCCGCGAUGGCGAUAUGUCCCAGCUGGACCAGAUCCAAAUGCAGUCCAGCAUCGUCGUCCCAGUUUUCCAAUUCUGCUUUGAGCAUAAUGACCGUGACCUACCUGGAAAAAUCUAUAACCACUAUUUGGAAUCAACGAGUGCUGUCAGCAGAUGGCUUGCGCCCAGGGAGCUGCUUGAUGGACUACUUCAGGGCCUGCUCUACACCCCGGCAAAUGCCAUCUUUUUUUCACGCCUUUGUCCUUGGGAAGAAACCCUGCCUGACUGUAUAUAUCGAUGGCUGAGGGCAAAGACCGCACAAUUGCUGGAAGCCGUUUUCCAAUCAGCCAGCUUCGUCGGCACCUUUGCAAUACAAGCACUAUGCGCCAUUGCCCGCGAAGCUAUCAACAUGUCACUGCCAACCUUUCGCCUUCUGGUCGAGAAGGCCUGCCUGCUACUGGAAACCCCAGACCAAAUGCUCGAGGUUUGCCUAGAAUGCCUCCAGCCGACCGGCGAGCGAUUGCUAAAGGAAUAUCCCGCCGCUACAAAUUACUUUACGCGCAACCUCUUUGGAAUUGCACUUGACCACAGUGAGGAGGCAUGGGGCGCAAGGCCGCCGCAUAACGACUUAUGGGUAUUUCAGCCAGUCGCCCUGGCUCUCACAUACCCCGUCUUGACUAGCAAUCGCCGCAUAGACGCACCGCAACUGGAACGCUUGGCGGCUGGUGACCAUGUCCGGUUUGAAUUGGCUCGGUACCCUGAGAACGUCUUCCUAACGGACCGUCCAGGCUUCGACGCCAUUAUCGAAUCAUCCAAGCCGGGCACGGUCACAUUCGCCUGCCUCUCGUACCCACCUCCCUAUGUUGCAUCGGCUCGGUGGCGAAUGAAGCAUGGCGGGUCGUUUGUCACCAGUAAAGCAAUGUUGGACUCGCUAGUCACUUUAAUGGAACAAAAGGUAGAUGCAUGCGCUUUGUAUCCCCAGCUGGUGGAUGACUACUGGGAUCUGGGAGGUACACAGGAAGGUGCAGCAUAUGAUUCUCGCGAAGACCUUAAUGACUGCCAGAACGAAGCAGUGAAGGCGUCGCUCAAUUCCUCCCUGACCUGCAUUUGGGGCCCGCCUGGAACUGGGAAAACACAGACAGUUGCUGCGAUUCUACAGGAACUGUUGCGUCGGAGCCCAGAGGAACGGGUCCUUGUUACUGCCCCCAGCCAUAAUGCCGUGGACAACAUAUUGAAAAGAUACUUGAGCCUUGUGGGCUCAUCAGGGGUCAUCCCCCUCCGAGUUACCACUAAUAUACGUAAAGUAUCCCCUGAUUUGGUUCAAUAUGCCUGUGACGGCAUGGACAACAAAGAGUUCAAUUUUAAUCCCAACGCCAGAGCCCUCGCUAUCGAGCGUAUCCAGCAGGCCCGCGUAGUCUUCACAACAUGUGCCGGAGCGGGACUAGGCCUUUUACGAAACGAAAAAUUCCAGAUAGUCCUCAUUGAUGAGUCGUCACAGCAGUCAGAGCCCAUGUCGAUCAUUCCAUUAAGCAAGGGUUGUCAGCGAGCUAUUCUCGUCGGAGACCAUGUGCAGCUCCGCGGAACAACAGGGAAAUACGCCAAAAUAAUGGGUAUGGACGUUUCCCUUUUUGAGCGGCUGUAUGGGACAAAUGAUGAGGUCACGAAGCAAGCCCUCACCAAGGUGAUGCUGGAUGUCCAGUAUCGAAUGCACCCGCAAAUCGGCGAAUUUCCAUCCCGCGAAUUCUACAAUGGCAGGCUCAGGGCACACGCUUCGUGCCAGGAUAGACCACUCCCUGUGGAGGGAUUCCCUUGGCCCCGGCAGCAGCAACAACCCCGCGCAGAUUCCCCAGUGGCGCGGUGCGUUUUCGUUCCCUGUACCGGAGCCGAGGACGCUGGGUAUCAAUCCAAAGGCAAUACCAGCCAGGCGGAGCUAUCCAAGAGGAUUUAUCAGCUGCUGACAGCCGCCGAGUCAGAGGGAUCGUCGUCAGUUGCAAUCCUGACCCCCUACACGCGGCAAGUCAAGAUACUCCAGUCUCUCCUUCCAGGCUCUGCGACGGUUUCCAGUAUCGACGGAUUCCAAGGCCGCGAAGCGGAUGUCAUUGUUUUCGUGACUGUGCGCUGCAACCUGCAUGGCGAUAUUGGGUUUCUGAGCGACCUUCGCCGGCUUAAUGUUGUCCUCACCAGAGCGCGCGCGGGACUCAUUGUUGUUGGUUGCCCCCGGACUUUGACCCAAAAUGUGCCUUCUAGCCUCGGUGUCAAAGGUGUUGACGGGACUAUGAACAAUACCAGUGAUGGUGAGAACGCGGUUAAGCAAGCUGUUGACACAGACAGUAUUCCUGUUUGGAAGCGACUAGUAGCUUCCCUGGCAAGGGUUGAGAUAUCCUAG